Messenger RNA from Osmia lignaria (orchard mason bee), 5788 nucleotides. Its product is annotated as discoidin domain-containing receptor 2. NCBI's taxonomy places the organism in Eukaryota, Metazoa, Arthropoda, Insecta, Hymenoptera, Megachilidae. Gene Ontology annotation, cellular component: plasma membrane; signaling receptor complex. Gene Ontology annotation, biological process: positive regulation of phosphatidylinositol 3-kinase/protein kinase B signal transduction; cell surface receptor protein tyrosine kinase signaling pathway; positive regulation of neuron projection development. The record is from RefSeq and is a predicted model, not a curated record. Gene Ontology annotation, molecular function: collagen binding; ATP binding; protein tyrosine kinase collagen receptor activity.
GCCAAGGCCACCCCUUUCAGUUAUUAAUUAUUUUAUCCUUCUUUAUGGACCAAUGCCUCCCUUGUUACGUUACGAAGAGUGUGUGUGCCUAACCGAAUAAACGAACGGUGGAAUAUGUAAAAGUAGAGUGUCUACGUGCUUGAAAAGAGAGAAAAAGAGAUACAGGUACCGAGUUGUAAGCUACCGUAUACCAUUUUUCUGCCGCACAACGGAGCGACGUAACCCGACGUAACCCGACGUAACCCGACGAACAAAACAGUCAUGGACAUUGAAUAUUUCUGAGAAUAGUAAACGGAUCAAAUUUACACGUUUUUCGUUAUCACUUCAACGAUUAAACUCAACGACACUAAAGGCGAUUUUAGUGUAAUUCAAAUUUCUGGAACUGGAGUAAAUUGUGUGCUGUGAUAAAGGAUUAUGGAACCGUUUCUGUUAACAUCGAAAACAGCCUUGUCAAACUUGUCCGCCUACGAAAAAAUCCGCAUCAUUUUGGGUAAUGGAACUUGCGACUUGGAUUCUGCGGUAUCGGCCCUUGCUCAAGGAUUCUUCGACUACUUGGAUGGAAUGAAAAACGAUGCAACCAAGUUAGCGGUAAUUCCAGUAAUGAACAUACCUGAAAGAGAAUAUCGCGUGAAAACGGAAGUUGUAUUUUUCUUGAAACGUCACAAUAUACCUUUCACGUUAUUGACAUUUCGGGAUGAAAUUGAUUUGAAAAGGUUGAAGGAAAAGAAGGGAAUCACUCUGGAAAUUGUACUGGUCGAUCAUCAUCAGCUUCCGGAGGAAGAUGCGUUUUUAGCGGAUUUCGUGGUGAAAGUGAUCGAUCACAGGCCGCAAGACGCAAACUGGCUUUGGCCAGGUAGAACGGUACAGUUGGAGAGAGUAGGCAGCUGCGCGACUUUGGUGGCUAGAAAUUUACUCGACAGGUAUCCGGAAGCGAUGGAUACGCAACUUUUCAGUCUAUUGCGAGGUCCAAUUCUUAUCGACACCUGCAAUUUCUCGAAGGAGGCUGAUCGUGCGACUAGUGCCGACGUGGAAGUCGCACACCUUCUCGAGACACUCGGACAAUUGGAUCUGGAUAGAAGCAAAGCGUUCGACGAGAUCGUCGAAGCGAAAUCCGAUAUUAGUAAAUUAACUGUCGACGAUUUCUUAAUCAGAGAUUUAAAAGUCGCUAAUGGAGUGCCAAUCGUCGGAUUACCGAUAUUGGUCGAGAAAUUUCUCGAAUUACAAGACGUCUUUGGCGCGAUUAAAAAUUUUUCCAAAUCACGGAACGCUACAGUGAUCGUUUUCAUUGGAUUGGAGAUUCGAUCGCGACAACUGCACCGAGAUAUCGCAGUUUUCUCGUUCCUCCCCGUUAAUCCAUUGAAAGAUCAGAUAGUAAAAGCUCUAACGUCGUCCACGCAACCAUCCCUCCAGUUAACGUUGAUCAAAGAAACGAAUCAGGUCAAUGGGAAUGGCAGCUUACUUCUUUACGCGCAAGGAAAUUUACGCGUUACACGAAAACAAAUAUUACCUCUUGUUCGCGAUACCGUCACCUCGGCGAAUUGUCGGUGUUCUGUAAAUGUUUGGGAAGCAGUACGAGGAGCGGAUAUCAAGAUGCGCCGCACACUAUCGGUCGUCUCCUUUGGAAUGAUUCUAGUCGCGGCUUCCUCGCCCCGGGAACAAUCUACAGAAAAAAACAUUUUUGGGCAAUGUAUUCUUCCGCUUGGCAUGGAGGAGGGAAAGAUUCCGGAUGACGCGAUCACCGCUUCUUCCAGUUACGAGACGAAAUCGGUGGGCCCUCAAAACGCGAGGAUUCGACAAGAGAAGAACGGCGGCGCUUGGUGUCCAAAAGCUCAGAUUAGCAGCGCGAUACGAGAAUAUUUGGAGAUUGAUUUGACGCGAAACCAUUUGAUCGCCUGGACCGAAACUCAAGGACGAUUUGGCAACGGUCAAGGUCAAGAAUACGCAGAAGCCUUUUUUCUUGAGUAUUGGCGUGAUUCGAAGUGGCAUCAGUAUAAGAACUUGAAGGGUGACAGGGUGCUACGGGGAAACAGCAACACUUAUUUGGUGGAAAAGCAAAAGUUGGAUUUGCCGUUUAUCGCAAGCAGAGUACGAUUCGUACCUUACAGUCAACACCCUCGUACGGUUUGCAUGAGAGUCGAGAUAUAUGGAUGCGUGUGGGAACAAUAUGUGAUCAGAUACCAGGCACCAAAGGGAUCGAACAUUGGCCCCGGGGGAUGCAACGUUCAAGAUUCCUCGUACGACGGCAUCGAAACCGAUUCUCUUCUGAUCGACGGGCUGGGUCAAUUAACGGACGGGAUUUUAGGAGAAAUUCUAGAGAUUUUUAGCUGCUCGACGACCGGUACAAAUUGGAUAGGUUGGUCCGAACGCGACACUGUCCAGCUGAUAUUUCAUUUUCAGGAACCGCGAGAAUUUAAUAGUUGUUCCGUUCACGUCGCUCAUUUACCGGAACUAGAAAUUCAGAUGUUUUCAACGUUGCGAGUUUGGUUCUCCGUCGACGGUGAAAACUAUCAAUCGGAGCCAGAAAAGUUGGAAGCGAGCUCGAACAAUUCCAAUUCGUCGACCGGUGGUACCAUUUUAACCUCGAUCCCCUUACAAUCUAGGAUCGGACGAUCGGUCAAAAUCGAAUUUACCCUCACCCAGAGAAAGUGGUUGCUCGUUAGCGAAAUCAAUUUUCACACAGUAGGAGACAGUAGCAAGAAUCGUUCGACCGAUACUUACUUUUCGAUCGAUCGGUCCUCGUUUCGAACGAAUGAAAAUCAAUCGGAAUUACGAUCAACGUCGAUGAUCGCUUCAAAAUCCAUCGAGACGAUAUCGGGCUUGAACGAAACUGAAAUCUACGAAAUUCACCAAGACGACUCGACGCCGGACGCCUUUCCAGUUGGCACUUCGCAAACUUACAUCGGUCUGGUCAGCGGCUCGUUGACGAUUAUCGUCCUUUUCUUAACUUGCACCACCUUUCUGAUCAAGCAGAGGGGUCGUAACAAAGUGGCGCUCUUACAAAAACACACGGCCCUUCUCUGCGAUUCGUCCGCUCCCGGCAUCGCGAUCGUUCCAAACGUUAAAGACGUUAAAUUUUCAAAUUCGCUCGUGAACGGACUGUCGCUGGUUCGGAAACCGAUCACCAUCGUCGCGUCCAACGACUCGCGCGAUCGAUCGGAUAGUCAAACGAAUCCGACUCGCGCGAUCACCAAUUUCGACCAUCAUCCUCGUUCCAUCGUCUACGAAACAAGCUGUUAUAAGCUAUUCUCCGAGGAAAAUCUCGUUCUACCGGAAUCCAGCUCUUCUGCUCUUGCUACCGAGCCCUGCUCCUCCGACUUUAAGCGCAAGUCCAGUUUCACGAAAAACAAAGGUCCAGAAUUUACGAUAUCAGCUACGACGACGACGACGCCGACGACGACGACGACGACGACGACGACGACGGCAAAGACGAAUCAAAAAGUGCACGAAGGAUAUUACGCGGCAACCGACAUUUUAACGAUAAAGAAACGGGAGCUGCCGUCCGAGAGUUUGAGUCCGAGUCCGAGUCCUUUUACGCCACUCUCUAUUCGCGAGAAAAGCGUGCGUUUGCCGCAUACCCUCCUCGUCGAUCCUUGCGACGUUCAGCGUGUUUCUAGGCACAGAUUAAGAAUAUUGGAUAAACUCGGAGAAGGGAACUUUGGUUUGGUGCAUUUGUGCGAAGCGAAAGGAAUCGCGAGCGUAGAGAGAGGUAACGUGUUUGAAAAUCGACAAACCGUGAUCGUUAGGUCGCUAUGGCGGGGCGUCGUCGACUCUUUGAGGCUAGACUUUACGAAAGACAUGCAAAUUCUGGCGAUGCUUCGCGAUUUCAAUGUAGCCAAGAUGGUGGCGUUGGUGGAAGAGGAACCAUUUGGAGCUGUAUUCGAGUACGGCCAAUUCGGCGAUCUUUAUCAUUUUCUACAGUCUUACGAAAACGAUUUCAGUUACGGCGAUCGCUUGAAUUUCAUUAGCCAAAUCGCGUCCGGUAUGAAAUAUUUCGAAUCCCUGAACAUCCCUCAUUGUGAUUUGGCAGCUAGGAAUUGCAUCGUUUCUCAAAAUCUGACGAUAAAGGUGUCCGAUCACGCAAUGUUCUGUAAGAAAUACGAUCAUCAUUACUACAUCGACGGAUGCAACGCAAAGAUUCCUCUUCGUUGGAUGGCAUGGGAAGCGGUUCUCUUGGGUAAGCGUAACUGUGAAACGGACGUUUGGUCAUUUGCCGUGACCGUUUGGGAGAUUUGUAUGGAUUGUAAAGAGACGCCGUACGCUGAUUUAACCUCGGAGCAAGUUUUGGAGAAUUACGCUCGUUGGUACGAAGACGACGAGAAUGGUUCUACCAAGAAGGAGAAAAAUUCGCCUCGAAUUCUUUCGCGACCCAUCCAUUGCUCGGACAGUCUCUAUCUAAUGAUGAACAACUGUUGGAAGAAAGAGGCCGAGGACAGACCCAGCUUUGAGGAAAUUUAUCUCUACCUCGAGAGACUAGCCCUCGAUUGAACUUUGAUGAAAAUACUCAUGGUCGAGUAGCACGGACCAAAUCUAUUACAAUCAGCUAAGAAGCAUCCUGUUCAUUUCAUUUUUCAUUUUUCAAACUUUCUACGCUCGUACGUCUGGUUUUCCUCUUAAUCGUCUCGUUCGCUUCGCAACCGUCGUAGUCGUGUUAUAUUCGUCGCAGUCGACUCCGUCGCAGGAUGCUCUCUGGCCAUUAACUCGUAAUGCUCAAUUAGGUUUAUAUUCGAAUCAAUUUUUAUGCAUAUAAGAGUACAUAAAAAUUGCGCGUGGCUCCCUCCACAUUCUAUGUACUUGAGAAGAAAGACGCGCGCAAAACCAAAAUUUAGAAAAGUAUUUUAUUCGCUUUAGUUAGACGCAAAUGAAUUAUUUACGAUGGAACACCCUCGAUGAAAUGAAUCUUUUAAAAUAUUUUUCUUAUCUUCAAGACUGUCGUUUAUUUCUUAAGAUUUUCCAACAUCCUUUUCGGCCUUGUUCAAUGAGUAGAAUACGUUUCUAAAAUUUGGCAUAAAAUGUAUUCCUACAUGUACUUUGCGUACAAGUACGUACAUGUAACGUGUUACUUAAAACGUAGGUUUAUCGUGAUUGUCGUGAUUAAGCAGAUCCUUUGUUUUUUUUUAUAAAUCAUCGUAUUAUCGUAUUCUCGUAUGCUCGACUUCUCAUCUUCUAGAAUUUUCUAGAGAAGGAUAAUAUCGUUUAUCAUCAUCGUUCAGUACCUGAAACUUUUUUUUCUUAACAUUCAGUAAUGAUUAAUUAUUCGACGAUGCUCGAUCUGUUAUGUCAGUAUUAUUGCAAGUAUUUAGCGUGCAACGAAUGUCAGUAUUCACGCGUCUCCGAGCGAACGAAAGAGAUUUCCUCCUACAUUCUAACGUUUCGACUAACGAUAAGAGAAGCAUUCAUUUUUAUCGAAAUGUGCGCUGUAUUUGUAAUUAGACGUUAGCGAAUAAGUUUGCGCGCGUUACUAGAAACGAAACGGGACAAUCAGAGAAUUUCGCGAACGUUGAUAAUUAUCGAUCGAUUUGCCGAACGCUCGGCCGAAUCAGUGAUAAUCGGGAAAAAUUCCUACAUUGUGCGACUAAUAUCCUAACGCGAAACGAACCGUUUUUGCGCUCGCAUGCAAAUCGAUCGCAUUAAGCGUUGGUAUCGCGCGUACCUUUCUAUCGAAUCAUUUUUCUAGAUAACCGCGGUUGCGGUUCAUCGAAAUUUGUAAUACAAAUCAUACGUAUAUCCCAGUAAAAAUUAUAUUCUUCAUAUUUCCAACGUUACGGUGAAUAAAAAUUGUUAUAUACUA